Messenger RNA from Suricata suricatta (meerkat), 1410 nucleotides. Its product is annotated as lysine-specific demethylase 4D-like. Gene Ontology annotation, molecular function: histone H3K9 demethylase activity. The transcript has 2 exons. The record is from RefSeq and is a predicted model, not a curated record. Gene Ontology annotation, cellular component: nucleus. Bases 1 to 1410 code for a protein of 469 amino acids. NCBI's taxonomy places the organism in Eukaryota, Metazoa, Chordata, Mammalia, Carnivora, Herpestidae. Gene Ontology annotation, biological process: chromatin remodeling.
AUGAACUGUUAUACAGUCAUGACCUUCCAUCCAACCAUGGAAGAAUUUAAAGAUUUCAACAAAUAUAUUGUGUACAUGGAAUCCCAAGGUGCACACCGUGCAGGCCUGGCCAAGGUGAUUCCACCCAAGGGGUGGAAAGCCAGGCAGACCUAUGAUGAUAUCAGUGACAUGUUAAUAGCAUAUCCCCUCCAGCAGGUGGUCUCUGGGAGGGCAGGUGUGUUUACCCAAUACCAUAAAAAGAAGAAAGCCAUGACAGUGGGGGAGUAUUGCCAACUGGCAAACAGCCCAAAAUAUCGGGCUCCCCUGCACUCUGAUUUUGAGGAUUUGGAGCGAACAUAUUGGAAGACUCGCCUCUUUGAUUCUCCGAUUUAUGGCGCUGACAUCAGUGGCUCCCUGUAUGAUGAAAACACUCAAGAGUGGAAUCUUGGCCACCUGGGAACCAUCCAGGACCUGCUGAGGCAGGAGGACGGUGUGGUCAUCGAGGGCGUCAACACGCCCUACCUGUACUUUGGCAUGUGGAAGACCACCUUCGCCUGGCACACGGAGGACAUGGACCUUUACAGCAUCAACUACUUGCACUUUGGGGAGCCCAAAACCUGGUACGUGGUGCCCCCAGAGCAUGGCCAGCGCCUGGAGCGCCUGGCCACCGAGCUGUUCCCAGGCAGUGCCCGUGCCUGUGACGCCUUCCUGCGGCACAAGGUGGCUCUCAUCUCGCCCACUGUGCUCAAGGACAAUGGGAUCCCCUUCAGUCGCAUCACUCAGGAGGCUGGCGAGUUCAUGGUGACGUUUCCUUACGGCUACCACUCUGGCUUCAACCACGGCUUCAACUGUGCAGAAGCCAUCAACUUUGCCACCCCGAGGUGGGUCGAUUAUGGCAAAGUGGCGUCUCAGUGCAGCUGCGGGGAGGCCAGGGUCACCUUCUCCAUGGAUGUCUUCGUGCGCAUCCUGCAGCCUGAGCGUUAUGAGCUGUGGAAGCGGGGACAGGACCGGGCUGCUGUGGACCACAGGAAGCCCACCUGGCCAGUAAAGGGGGAGCUCAGCACCUGGAGGGAGGUCCUAGCCCCCCGGAGAGCCAAGCUGGGCCUGAGGCACCUCCCACCCCGCCGGGCGGCUCGCACACAUCGGCCUGUGGCCGCCAGCAGUAGGUCUUGCAGUCACACACCAACGUGCCCCGUGUGCCCACGCUCCUUGCCGGCCCAGAGUUCUUCCUCUGAUGCUCAGUCUGGGCUUGUCUCGGCCUGCACAUCCCUGGAUCCUGGCCCCACCCGACCACCAACCCUGAUUUCCUCAGGAUCAAGGGCUCAGGGGCCCAGCACCCAGGCCCUGGCCAAGAAGCACCUCUUGGUGGGAACAAAGCAAAGUUCCCAGUACCCUGACAGUCAGCCGGGUCCUGUGGAUGAACCCUCAUAG